CUCAGGAAGACCGUGGGGCGCUGGGCCUAGGCUCCCAGCCUCUGCCCCCUGCCCGGAAUGGUCCUGCUCCUGCUGCUCCUGCUGGUGCCCUGCGGGGCCCAGCCCCAGGCUGGCAGGAACCUUACAGAACCCCCAGAACCCAACGCCACAGUGACUCCGGGGACCCCCAUGACCCCUGUAACCUCGGUGACCCCCAUGACCCCGGCCACGAGUGCUCCAGAGGCACAGGGGCCCCGUGGUGGGGGGCUCAGCCCCACGCCAGGGGCAGCUUGGCCCAGCAGCAGCCCGGGGAGCGAAGUGCUCACAGAGGACGGGCAGCCCUGCAGAUUCCCCUUCCGCUAUGGCGGCCGCAUGCUGCAUGCCUGCACGGCGGACGGAAGCGCCCACAGGAAGUGGUGUGCCACCACUCACAACCAUGACCGGGACAGGGCCUGGGGCUACUGCGUGCAGGCCUCAGCGCACAGGGAGGGCCCAGCUGCCCUGGAUCCCUGUGCCUCUGGCCCGUGCCUCAAUGGGGGCUCGUGCUCCAGCACCCAGGACCCCGAGUCCUACCACUGCACCUGCUCCGUGGCUUUCACAGGCAAGAACUGCGGUGCAGAGAGAUGCUUCGACGAGACGCUCUACGAGCACCUGGAAGCUGGCGACCGCUGGGCCCGCGUGAGCCAGGGCCGGGUGGAGCAGUGCGAGUGCGCGGGGGGCCAGAUCCACUGCGCGGACACCCGCCACACAGCUUGCCUGAGCAGCCCGUGCCUGAACGGGGGCACCUGCCACCUGAUCGUGGCCACUGGGACCACCGUAUGCGCCUGCCCCCCGGGCCACGCUGGGCGGCUCUGCAACAUCGUGCCUGCCCACAGCUGCUUCCAGGGCGAGGGCGAGGAGUACCGAGGCGUGGCCAGCACGGCGGCCUCGGGGCUCAGCUGCCUGGCCUGGAACUCCGACCUGCUGUACCAGGAGCUGCACGUGGACUCGGUGGGCGCCGCCGCCCAGCUCGGCCUGGGCCCCCACGCCUACUGCCGAAACCCAGACAAGGACCAGAGGCCCUGGUGCUAUGUGGUGAAGGACAGCGUCCUCUCCUGGGAGUACUGCCGCCUGGCCCCCUGCGAAUCCCUCUCCAGAACUAACCCCCUACCCACUGAGGUCCUGCUGAGCCAGCCUGUGGGACGCCAGACCUGCGGCAAGAGGCACAAGAAAAGGACCUUCCUCCGGCCACGCAUCAUCGGUGGCUCAUCCUCCCUGCCCGGCUCCCACCCCUGGCUGGCCGCCAUCUACAUUGGGAACAACUUCUGCGCCGGAAGUCUCAUCCACACCUGCUGGGUGGUGUCCGCGGCCCACUGCUUCUCCAACAGCCCCCACAGGGAAAGUGUCUCAGUGGUCCUAGGCCAACACUUCUUCAACCGGACUACGGACGUCACGCAGACAUUUGGCAUCGAGAAGUACAUCCCGUACCCCAUGUACUCAGUGUUCAACCCCAGUGACCAUGACCUGGUCCUGAUCCGGCUGAAGAAGAAGGGGGACCGCUGUGCCGUCCGCUCCCAGUUUGUCCAGCCCAUCUGCCUGCCCGAGCCCAGCAGCCCCUUCCCGCCGGGACACAAGUGCCAGAUCGCCGGCUGGGGCCACCAGGACGAGAAUGCGAGCGGCUACUCCAGCUCCCUGCGGGAGGCGCUGGUCCCCCUGGUCGCAGACCACAAGUGCGGCAGCCCCGAAGUGUACGGGGCCGACCUCAGCCCCAACAUGCUGUGUGCUGGCUACUUCGACUGCAAGUCCGACGCCUGCCAGGGGGACUCGGGCGGGCCCCUGGCCUGCGAGAAGAACGGCCUGGCCUACCUGUACGGCAUCGUCAGCUGGGGGGACGGCUGCGGGAGGCUUAACAAACCCGGCGUCUACACCCGGGUGGCCAAUUACGUGGACUGGAUCAACGACCGGAUGCGGCCCCCUAAGCGGCCUGCGGACCCCUCCUGAGACAGCCCCACACCUGGCUCGGGCGUCCCGGCCUCAGGCAAUAAAGGUGUCUCCAUGA
Messenger RNA from Suricata suricatta (meerkat), 2017 nucleotides. RefSeq names its product HGF activator (gene HGFAC). Gene Ontology annotation, biological process: zymogen activation; blood coagulation. The coding region runs from base 58 to 1959 and encodes 633 amino acids. The record is from RefSeq and is a predicted model, not a curated record. Gene Ontology annotation, molecular function: serine-type endopeptidase activity. Gene Ontology annotation, cellular component: rough endoplasmic reticulum; extracellular region. The transcript has 14 exons. Lineage: Eukaryota; Metazoa; Chordata; Mammalia; Carnivora; Herpestidae.